Molecule: messenger RNA, 7149 nt
Organism: Pseudogymnoascus destructans
Lineage: Eukaryota; Fungi; Ascomycota; Leotiomycetes; Thelebolales; Thelebolaceae
Exons: 4
Coding region: 312-3701 (1129 amino acids)
Biological process (GO): intracellular calcium ion homeostasis; calcium ion transmembrane transport
Cellular component (GO): membrane; endomembrane system
Molecular function (GO): calcium:proton antiporter activity
Source: RefSeq, a predicted model, not a curated record
CUUCCUUCGUUAUACAACAACAGGUUUAUCGACACGCAUACAGCGUACAGACCUGCACUGUAACAAACGCAUCUUUGGUGCAUUUCUCAUUGCUCUAUUUGCUUGUAUAUCCACACCUUGCUCUGCUUCAGGAACUGGAGCGGCCGAGGCUGUAGUUAGCAAUUUCGACAAUGAUCCACAAGCCAUAUCCUUUAUAAACCUCCUUUUCGUUGGUUUCAUAAUCUCGCAACUGAAUUUCCAGGCGCUGUUUACUGUCAACAGUCGAGGCCACAGCUAUACAGCGAAGGACCUAGAUCCUAAAGGUCUUCGCUAUGUCCUCCAAAGACUCUAGCAGCGGGAAGGCGAAAGCUUCAGAGGGAACCUCUCAAGCUCAAGAACAAGAGUCAGGUCCUUCACAAACACCAGUUGGCUCCAGCAUCCCUACCGGCACUGAGGCUCGGCAUCCUCUGCAUCGGUCCCAGUCGAUCACGAAGGAAUCCGAAGAUUUGCUUGGCUCAAGCGUCAGGUCUACUGAUACAGUACGCCGCAGACCAGAAGCCAGCGCUACUGGAUAUGGAUCGAUAUCAGGACCCUCGAACCCUAGUCCCUCGCAUGGAUCCGAACGAACAACCCCGCGAAAGGUUGACUCGGCGCGCUCUAUACAAUCUGCACAGUCUCCACUUCUAGGCCCAGAGCGUGGAAGAUAUCAACGAGGCCAGAAACCCGCAAUGACACGUCGAGUCUCAUCCACUCCACAAGGCCCGCAUCGCGGCCAGGAAUUUUCGGUCGACGAUGAUGCAAAUGAAAUCGAAGGGGACAAAGCACUUCGACAUGCGGGUGUGGGAGGGUCCGUAUCAGGGUUUGGGACAACCAAGUCAUCGCUCAGAAGGCGUCCCAUGGCUGUAGGGGCUGUUCCUCGAGAAGACUCGAACCGCGAGGACGAGCUACGCGCAACAGGAUCUGGCUUUACUGGCCGUGCGGAUGGAAUUACGGAAGAGGGUUCUGGUUCUGACGAGAGUCAGGAGACGAUACGUAAAAACGAUGAUAUGGAUCCGGAUACAACCAACCCCGACGACGACGAUGAUGAUAACGAGGAUGGUGACAUUAGCGACACCGAGAGCUUUACUUUGAAGGACAGGCAGGAAGCCAUCAACGAGACGCAUCCCUUUGGUAUCCGUAUAUGGAAGCCUGCGCUCUACAAAAAGGAUAGAUCGGUUCAAAAAAUAGCAGAGGGAGACAUUCAUUCCGCUCCUGGGGGGCUGGUAAGUAAGUGGCUUCUGCUUUUCAACGUCGCCUGGACUAUAUUGUUUGGAUGGUGGCUAGCGCUUGCUGCACUAACUGGUGCACUUGUGUGCUUUGUAUUUGGCGCCGCACCAGGCGCACUUGAGUAUGGAAGAGUCCUUUGGGGGUUAUCGGGCUACAUAUUCUACCCAUUUGGCAAGUUCGUACGGCUGGAGCAAGACGAAGCAUAUGCAAACGAGGAUGAGGGAGAAGGCAGAAGUGUCACGGAAUAUGAACGAUGGCAAUCCGGCGACCUUGAGGAUGGAAGACUGUUCUUCGGACCUGAUGGCGGGAAUAGGUCAAUAGUCGGACGCAGGCGAGGAAGUUUGGACUCUGUGGCUACCGAGACGGAUAGUCUCCUUGGCAGAACGAGACGUGGAGGUGAUAGAGACUCUUCGGUCCCUCGAACGAAGAGGAGACUCUUUGGUCGAGGCCAGUGGAAUCUUGGCCGCGUAAUCUUUUUCAUCUUCUUUUACGGGUUGAUUACGCCGCUGCUCUUUAUUGUCUCUGGAAUCUGCUGGAUCAUGGUCUUUUGGAUUCCAAUGGGCAAAGUAACUCUACUACUGAUAUAUCACCUUCGCCGCCAUCCUUUGGCACUCUCGUUUCAAUCCGACAGUUCAUACUCACGAGGUGGACCCAACUCAUCCAUACUCCUGUGCACAUACCGUGCUGUGGGCCUCAAGUAUUGGAAGUAUACCGUUGACGGUACCAACAUAUUCUUCAUCAAUCUCAUGGCCGUCGUCAUGUUCGUCAUACUCGACUACUGGGUGUUGCGCGACAUGAUGGAGCUUGACUUGGCUAUCACUCAACCGGCCUUCCUCUUUGUGGGUGCGCUUCUAUCCAUCAUCCCACUUGCAUACUUUAUUGGACAAGCCGUUGCAUCCAUUUCCGCGCAAUCCUCUAUGGGGCUGGGAGCGGCAAUCAAUGCCUUCUUCUCUACGCUGGUCGAGGUUUACUUGUACUGUGUUGCUUUAAACCAAGGCAAGGGGCAACUUGUCGAGGGCAGUAUUAUCGGUAGUAUAUUUGCUGGUAUCCUGUUCCUUCCCGGGCUAUCGAUGUGCUUUGGGGCCAUAAAACGGAAGACGCAAAGGUUCAAUGCGAAAUCCGCUGGUGUUACGUCUACAAUGCUGCUGUUUGCAGUCAUUGCUGCUUUUGGUCCCACCCUAUUCUACCAAAUAUAUGGAACUCAUGAACUCUCUUGCUUGUCAUGCAUCGACACCGAGAGUGAGGGUCCAAGCCGCGACUGUCGCCGCUGCUACUUUUCGCAAACUCCCUCCUUCGACGACCGAUUCUACAUCGAAGCGGUGCGGCCCUACUGUUGGUUUGCCGCCACACUUUUGUUUCUAUCAUAUAUCAUCGGGCUAUGGUUUACUCUCCGGACACAUGCUGCAGUCAUCUGGAACAUCGAGGUCGACGAGAAAAAAAUCCACGCCCAAGACGCAAGCCACCUUUUAGCUACUCAGCAGGCCGCCGACAGGGCUCUACGUAGCCACCAGCUAAACAUUAGCCCAGGUACUGCCCGCAGUGCUGAGAUCCGUGAUUCUCCACUGUACAAGAAAUUUGUGGGCCAGCCAUUGAAACAAGGGGCAACGCCGACUGAUUCGCCGGGGACAAAUCACAAUGGCCCUGUCACGACACCUCACAUGGUACCACCUAGAGCCAGUCUCGACAAUGCCGCGAGCCCACUUACGGAGGGUGCAACAGAUCCAACCGUGGAUACUGCCCUACAUGCUACGGAUGCUGGCAAGAAGGUCUCGUCUCACAAGCCAUCACCUCUCCCUGUGGAUGUAGAGGUAGCCGCCGUCGACGUGGCUGUAACAGGUGCUCACGAUGCGCCCAACUGGAGUAGAACGAAGAGUUCGGUCAUAUUAAUGAGUGCUACGAUCUUAUACGCCCUUAUUGCCGAAAUACUAGUCGAUACUGUCGAUGUUGUCUUGCAAGGAUUCGCUGUUGAUGAGAAAUUCCUUGGCAUAACGCUCUUCGCACUUGUUCCCAACACCACCGAGUUCCUUAACGCAAUAUCUUUUGCCAUGAAUGGCAAUAUUGCACUCUCCAUGGAGAUUGGUUCUGCAUACGCGCUCCAAGUGUGUCUUUUGCAGAUUCCCGCCCUCGUUCUAUUCAGUGCUGUUACCGCUGCAUAUGUCGAAGGAGGUGAUGCUGUUGAGAAGACCUUUAACCUCAUAUUCCCUCAGUGGGAUAUGGUUACAGUCAUCUUGUGCGUCUUCCUGUUGAGUUACAUGUACGGAGAAGGCAAGAGCAACUACUUCAAGGGAUCGAUUCUAAUCCUCAGUUACUUUGUUGUCAUUGUCGGCUUCUGGUUCUCCAGCAUGGCCGAUACGGACUCCAUGGGCAUGAGUAGAUUCGAUGUUAUUAAGGACGGCGCCGUAUUUGCGACGGUGGGAAGGGGGAAAUCGGGUGUGGCGUUUCAGCGGCGCGCAUAAUUGGACCAAAUGUCCCUCAUUCAUUUUUGUAGCAAAGAUUUUUGUGUGGUUUAGGCUGGAGUUGGGAAGCGUUGCAUAUCCAGUACACAAACGGAUCCUCUGGGACUGAUUAAUAAUUCGGUUUUGUAAAUUAUUCAUUUACCGUUGCAACUCAUAUAAAUAUCCCAACCGUUUUCUAUCAUCCCGUUUGAAACACUGUGCCCAACGCACAGUCCCGAAUGCCCAAGCCAUGGUGGAGAGCCGCGAGGCGGCACUUCUGAACGCAAUCUACGCCAUAAUUCCAAAGACCAAUAUGCAUCCAUAGCAAAUCUUCAAAUAAAAUCGUAUCAGAGAGAUUUCAGGCACCAAUCCUAGCCGUAUAAGCCUCCCACCCCUUCCUCCUGUAUCGCUCCGCCUCCGUAACCGGAUCCGCCGCCCCAAUAAUGCCCCUGCCGACAAUAAUGAUAUCCACGCUCUUCUCUCCGAUCAGCUUUUGCGGGGUGUUAUACUGCUGCCCAAGACCGUCACUGUUGGCACGCUGCUCCUCGCCCGAGGGCAAUUGACAGCCAGGAGUCAUGGUGAUGAACUGGUCGUCUGCAGCUGUGUUUUGCGUCUCCUGUGCAAUAAAGCCCAUCACAAAGUCCUUGUUAUUCCUUGCGAUCUCUACACAAGCCUUUGCAUAUGCCUCGUCGAGCAGGUUCCCAGCGCUGGACAUCUGGGCCAGGAGAAGCAGACCGCGAUCGAGCGGCGCCUCCUCGAUCUUAAAAAAGAUAACGUCCUCUUCGCACUCUGGAAUAGGCGCACGUGGCGAGUUGGCAGGUUCGUAAGACUGCGACACGGUAGUGAUUGAGACAAUGCUCGCCUUGCGACGUGCCUGAAGCGCCUUCAAAUUCUUGAUGUCCUCGUCAUCCUUGCCCUCAUCGUCCUCGGACAGGCUCUCUGGCCUGGGCGUGCCAACCGUAAUAUCCGUUUUGACCUCGUACUUCUUCUUCUCGCGCCAGGCGCUCGCCGCAUCGGCCAGCGCAGACACAAUCGCUGCGCCGGGCAGGAUAUGCGCAUUCGUGAUGUGCGCCCACUCGACCGCCUUCCCGGGCCCGUCGGUAUACUGCUUCUGCACCGUCGAUCCGAUGUCGCUGAACUUCCUGUCCUCGAAGAUGAGGAAGCCGUGCUUGGCGGCCAGCGCCGCCAGUUGUGCGCCGGUGCCGGUCUCGACGUCCGAGUCCCAAUCGCUGACAAUGUCGUAGUGCGUCUUGAGGACCACGAUCGACGGGCCGAUCGAGUUCGCUAGGCGCAGCAGGGUGCGCGCGCUUGAGACAUCGGCGGAGAGACAGAGGUUGCUCUCCUUGACGACCAUGAGACGGUACAGGUACGCGCUCAAGGGGUGAGCCGAUUGCCGCUCCUCGUACGGGGUCUGGGCAAUGCUUCGAGACAUGGCCGGUAAUUGGCAGUCGGGGACUGCGCUGUGCACGUCGGCGGGGUGUUCCAGUGCUCCGGGCUAGUCGUGGGAUGUUGAGAUGCGAGGGGUCGUUAUAAAAUCAAACUCUGCGGUUCGAGGUUCCCAUGGGUUUGUUCUGGUAUGGUGCUAGGGCGGUUUGGGGUCCAACCAGGUACGAAGACUAGCCGACGAAUCACCACAACUUUUACGACUGAACAGUGUCUUAUUAUAUAUAUUUCGAAUGUGUGAAAUUGCUACCCGGUUGCCGUUACUUGAGUAAAGGGAAAUUCUAUUUACAACGCCAUACAUCGCUUCCAAUGGCUCAUGAUUACAACAGCUAGUAUCAUUGCCCCGCACGUCUAGCCCACCUAAUACCCACUAUCCCAGAGAUCGUCUUUGUCCUUCACCAUCUCCAUAACACGAGAUUUCGGCUCCAUCUUCUUCAUCGCCUUGCGAUCUUCCCGCGUGAUCAGUCGUGGUGUGAUUGGCACCAGAGGAGUGAACGGUUGGUAGGGGCUAUAUGGUGUUGCUCCAGCAGACCACGGAGUUCUUAACCCUGGCGACAGCGGCGUAGUCCGUUCCAGGACCGUUGUCUUGGUAGAAUAUGAGAAUGACGGUGAAGAAAGUCCGGGAGGUGGGUCAAACGCUCUGAAGGGAAGCUGUCGUGUAGAUGAGGUUGCCGACGAAGGGUUCACGGAAACGGGACCGGGGAUCGUCAAGUUCAAAGGACGGUUCGUAGCAACCGGCCUGUUGUUAGGUGGUGGCCCCAUUGAAGCUGAAGCGAGGUUUUCUGCAAUUGAUCGUGCCGGCGAGAUGGGUGACGGAUCUGCAGUUUGCACGCUGGAGUUGUUACGGGAAUGGUACUGAUAGGGCAUUUGACCUUCAGGAACCGGAGGUGGAGGUGGAAGCUGGUGGUGGCGAGGGCUAAGUGGCUCCUCAUCCGACGCAUAUGUUGCGGGGAAGGUUGCAGAGAGAGGCGUGGCCAUUGGAGAGCUGAUCUUCAUUCCACGGAUGCCCUUACGCUUCGGCGAUUUGAGGGACGAGAUCAAGGACGCUGCGCGCGAGUGUGUUUUCUCGGUGCUGCUCAGAUUGGCCGGCUUGAGCUUCUCCAGGAGCUUGCUGGAGGCAGUGCUUUGCCUCUGAGGCGAGGCAGAUGGAAGAGGGGUUGGGGCAGGCAUAUCUGCUAUGUUGAGUCCGGCUGCUUUAGCUUCCUCCUGUUCCAUAACAUGCGCGUAUAGGUCCUCGAGUCCGCGAUUUAAAAGCUCGCGAUCUGCUUGUAUAAUUCGCGAAUCGACUCCUGGGUUGGUCCCGGGCGAGGCGGGAGAGCAGUUUUGAGAGGGGAAGACGUAGGGAUUCUGGGUCUUCUCGGCAGCUGGCCGCGCAGCGGUGCGAAAGGCUGUGGCGGCCGAAGUGAGCGAGAUUGGAGAUGGAUAAUAUGCGGCGGGGUUUAUAACGUGUCCAACUAGCAUCUCAACAUCAUUCUGUGCUGCGAGUUCUCUUGCUUUGCGAAGUCGGCGUCCGCGUCGAACGAAGAAUAGGGCGAGAAGGAUGGUGACCACCACGAAUACGUAUGCGCCAACGAUUCCACCUAUUUCAGCAGGAAGGAAGGACUUGUCGCGAAGUGCUCUAGCUGAUAAGAGAGGGCCGUCUUCUGGAGAUGGCGCUGUGUCCCAGUCGAUAUCCAGCGGAUUGCCUCGAGCAUUUAUAACGUUCUCGACGACUUGUGGAGCCUUGCGGGCGAUUCGUGUAACAAGAGCUGGGAGACCGGUGAAAGCUUCCCGCAUGGCUAUUCUCACUCCUAUGAAGCGAUAGUCGAGUGGAGAGAGAUCAUCGGCACCUGAAGGGCGAACGUCUCAAGGCGAGAAGCUAUUCAUGGGAUGUGAACGUGAUGAAGUGCGACGGAUCAGAUGUGGGCGCAAGGGGGCGACAGGUGCUGGACUGGAGAUACAGCAUACAUAGCAGCCUUCAGCGACAUGAUAGGCUGGACGGGAUGCAAGGCGGGACGCAAGGUGACAGGAAGCUGUGCACCUGGGA